Messenger RNA from Cornus florida, 3295 nucleotides. RefSeq lists its product as uncharacterized. The coding region runs from base 851 to 3025 and encodes 724 amino acids. The transcript is spliced from 4 exons. The record is from RefSeq and is a predicted model, not a curated record. NCBI's taxonomy places the organism in Eukaryota, Viridiplantae, Streptophyta, Magnoliopsida, Cornales, Cornaceae.
GAAAUGGGGACCAUAGAUAGAGAAGAGAGAGAGGAGAGAGAGACAGAGACUCGUAUCAUCUGAGGGCUAAAGGUGGAGACUCAUCGCAUCUUUCUGCUGCAAAAGAGAAAAAGGAAAAAAGCAAAAUCAAAACCCUAAAACAAUUUUACGAAUUUCUUCACCAGAAAAGCAAAAUCUUUAUCUCCUGAUCUCUCACACACAUAUACGCAUCAUGUACGCAUAGAUGCUGAUCGUAUCUUGGAUUGGAAAUCAUCGGACCUAAUCAAUCCACUUUUGGACCAGACGAUGAUUGCAAAAGAUUGAUCAAAACCUUUGAUUAUAUAUCCAUUUAUAUAUCUAUGUAUGUAUGUUGUGAAAUGGAGGUGAGGGUGUUUUGUGGUGUUGAUUAAAGGGAGGUGCAGUUCUUCUGGAUCUGGAACCCUAAAACAUCAGCUUGGAAAUCGAGAAGCAUCAGUUGAAGGUAACUGUUCGUAGUUCUGAUUUUGAUUACAAGAUCCCCAAAUCUGUAUCACAAAACCUUGAUUUUUUCAGUCUUUUUGAGACUUGUCUUGUGUUUGGACUUGAUUUGACCUAAAGAACCGUCGAUUUAGGGUUUAUGUUGAAGAUUUCACUGCUGAUUUCAGCUUAAUAAUAAUUAUAAUAAUAUAAUGCACAGGUCCUGUGGAUUGUAAUUUCUGUGGCGAACUUUGAUUGAAAAUUUUGGGUUAUUUUGUGAAAGAGCAAGUUGCUUAUUGUGGGGAGCUGAUCUUGAGUGGUAGGAGUUUGAAAUUAAGGUGGUUGUUUGGUACUGCGUAGUUCCAUCUCUUGGGUUUUCAUCUUCUUCAGUACAUUGUUUAAAUUCUAUUGAAACAUGCAUGCGAGGCAUCGUAGUCCUGGAAAUGGAUAUAGGUCUAAUUCCUUUGGAAUGGGUGGUGUAACUGCCGCCUCUAGGAUUUCAUCCGAAGGUUCAGUUAGAGGUCAUGGGAUGUAUAAUUCAGAGUAUCGCAGCUAUAAUCGAGGUUUUGGGCGUGGCCAGCCAAAACCAUUUCAGCAGCCGCAGAAUCCACCACAGAGAGGAGAUAUUUUUGUGGAAGCCGGUCGAUUAGCGACUGAGUAUUUGGUAUCCAAGGGGCUACUGCCACCAAACGUACUCCCCGGGAAAUGGCAGAAUGGUAGUUUGAAGAACCAGGCAGGAGAUUUUCAAGGUUUUAGGCCACAAGAAGGGGAGAACCAACUUCCUCCAGAGGGCCGAACCUCGGUUCUUGCUCGUUUGGGAAAUGUUGUUCCCAAUGCAGGGUCUGGUAGGAGAAGGUUUCCUGAUGACUAUAAUUCGCCAGGGUCGAGGAAUUAUAUGAGAGGAAAGAGAAGAAUGGGAUCCUUUAAAAAUUAUGGUUCGGACUGGAGUCAAGAAAUUGGAAGGAGUGGGUCAUGGUCGGAUAAAGCUAGGGCUUCUCCAGAUAUGGAGGGCGAUGAUGACUCUUUUUCUGUAUACCAAGAAGAGCGACAAUAUGGUAAAGACGCUGGUACUGUAGUGCAGAAAUCCCGUUCAAGUGAGUUAGCACCUCAAAGUGAUGGUGCUGGUGAUUUAGAGUCCGCAUCAGAGAAAUAUUGUGUACCAGAUGAUGUGGCUUCAAAGGCAAGUUCUUCUAGUACUGGGAAAGAUAUCCCACCUGAGAACGAUAUAGAACUUGCCAAGAGGCCUGAUGAUUUGGAAAUCAUGGAUGCGGGGACCGGUGAGGUGAAAGAUGACACUUGUAAUGAUGAAAGCAAGCAACACGGUGCCACGGAGAACCUACCUGUCCAGCAUUGUACAGCCGAGGGUGAUCAAGGGAGCAAAAAUGGCAAUAAUUUACUAAGCCUCUGCAGAUUUGCCAAAGUGCCCACAAAAACCAGAUCUUCAUUGGCACUUAAAGGUUUAAAAGUUGAUUCAGUUCCUAGUACUGAAAAGGAUUCUGACAUUAAACUUCCUGGAGGAUCUGGAAUCCCCAUUGAAGAUGUUUCUAUUGAUGGCUCGUCAGGUGAUGUGCAAUCAAAAAAAAUUAUAAGUCCAAACUGCCUCGACUCGGACAUGUUAAAAGCGGUGUCUUUCACAUCUAUGGAGGAUGCAGGAGAACUGGGUUCUGCUUACACUAUUGAGCAAGGAAGAUGCACAAGGUCCAGAUCUUUCCCAGAGAGACCUUUCAUGGUUGAACAAGAAACAAGUGAAGGGCUGCCUGGGUUUGGACGGUCCAGCUCUGUGGUUAUGGAGAGAGGUGAGAAACGAGCAGGACAACACAGCGAUGGCAGGGAGGGAACCAAGAAACCUAGAGAAUGGGUCCCCUCAAAAGUUACUCAGACUGAUGAGAACUCACACCUCUCUAACUUGAGGGAAAAGCAGGCGACUUCAGAACAGGGAAGGACUUCACCCCAUGAGAAAGUGAUAUUGGCUGCCGAUCAAGAGAGGUCAAUGGAUAUUUCUCUGUUUCCCGCAUGUGGCGCUGAACCGUGCAUUGAGUUUGCAGAAGAGAAGCAGCUUUUUCCGGGUUCAUUCAAGAUCUGUGACCUUAAUCUUAUGGAAACUUCUGAUAUGAAUGAGAAUCAUGAUGCUGAUCCACUUCUUAUUUUUCCAUCUAUUCCAGAAAUCAAAAAAGAAGCAGCACCAGUUGAUAUUGAUUUGUCCAUAAGUAACAGCAAUUCAUCUGAUAAAUACGGUAGACGUGGAGCUGCUGGAAAAGAGGUUGAGGUGAUUGAUUUGGAAAAUGACUCAGUACAUGAACACAAGGCCUCAAAUAAUUCAGAGAGAAAGGCAGAACCCGUAUUUACAGAUCUGGAGAGCUUUCCUAACCAUACACAGAAUACCAGUGAUAUUGCUGAUGCUCAGGAUGGUUAUGGGCUUAUGAUCUCGGAGUUGCUUGGAACUGAUAUCUCAAAUUGUCCCUCUGUACCACCCGACAUUAAUUCUCUGCAUAAUGAGAUGGCCCUGCAUAAUGGAGAGGGAAUUCUUGGUGAUGAUGAAUCAAUCUAUAUGUCCCUUGGAGAAAUACCAAUAAGUAUGCCAGAAAUUUAAUUUAAUGGCUUUUUGCGGGUAUGGGAGCAGCCAUCGCAGGAAUAUGACAAGCCUUUUUGAACACCCUUUGUUUAUCCAGCCAUUGCUCAAAUCUGUAAGGUGGAUAUGAUGUUUAGUUCCAGUCAUUAGCUCUGUGCUAGUGUAACUCUGUUUUAUCUUUUUUGUAUUUUUAAAUGUUUUUAGUUUGAUUUCACUUGUGGUGGAUUAUGUUAUAAGUGCCCUUCCUUCCUUUAUAGGAGUUUAAAUAAUUUGAAUUCUCUUUCCUCUUUA